GAAAAAGAAAGAAAACAGCUGCAAUUGCUGGGACGGCCAUGACGGGAAUAUUACCUGCAGCAGCAUUUAAAGGGCUUUCUUUAUGCUCUGAUCACUUUCUUAUUUGAUUUUUUUUUUAUUUGAUUUGAUUUCUAAGUGGAGAUUUGAGAUUAUAAGUGGAAAAUGACACCGUGUUCUGUUACACAAGCAACAGGUUGAUGCAGCCUGAAGGACCAGGUUUCAUUCAUUAGUGUGUUUUCAGGGCUACGAACAACAGAUGGCAUUUUUAUUAUUAUUAUAGGGUAAAUAGCACUUUUCCACUUGACUUCAUUAUAACAGUUCACAGCAAAAAGGAGAUUCUCCUUUUUCAUCAGCUCACACAACUAACUGAGGAGGCCCAGGCUCCUGAUUCCAGCUCCUCAGCUCCCAUCAAUGCUUCGCCCCCAUUGAAAGGAGAAACCAAAGGAAAAGAUCUGCACAGAUCCCACAGUGGGAUAAUCCCCAAACAGAGCCCACCCUGAGCAAAGGCUCCAUCACCUGGCUGUAUUCUAUUCAUAUGUUUGAAUUGCCUGUUGAUCAACACUGUGUCUUCCUUUGGAGUCUUAGUUCAUGGCCAGGUAUAACAGCAGGUGUGUGGUUGUGCUUACUUAAUGCUUUAGUGCAAAUGCCAGUUGUAUCUUCUAGAGUUUCCUUUAAAGGUAAGGUUUGUCUUAGGUUCUCAUACAAGUGCUUUAGCAGUUUAGUGUGUGUUUUUUUCCCAAGGAGAUCAAAUAAAAACUCCAUUAGGUAACACUUGUUAAGGGGAAAAAAAUCUAUCUCAUUUGCAGAUUAAGCCAAUGAAAAGAACUCAGUAAAAGCAGAGCCAUAAAGCGGUACCACCAACAAAGAAUCAAAUGCUUCCCACAUAUAAUCCUCCAAAGGAAGAGAUUUCAUGGCAUGGGGGGAGCUGAGAAAAAGGUGCCACUUGUACAGGAUAGAUCAGGUCAUUUGCUGAGCAUCCAACAAGAGCUUCUACCCUGGAGCUCUUGACACAGGUUAGAAGGCUCAGAAUGGGUGAUUCCCUGAACUAGGGAAAAUCUUGGGACUUACAAGUUUAACCUGAUUUAACAGCUUGAAUCAGAGCUGUUAGUCAUUAAUUAUGUACUAAAGCUAAAGCUCGCUCUUUUACAACCUUGUCAAAUCAAAGGGAAAACCUUUAGCACUGUACAGCUUACCUGUCAGCUGUACAGAUGCACCUGCAGAUGGGCUUUGCACUCACCCCACGCUGCUCUGGGAAGCACCAUGUCAGAACAGCAACCAGAGCCUCUUUUCCUUGGUGGGAGCAUUGCAAAAGGCUGUGACUGUUUUUAUUCCCUCACCUUGCUGCAUCUUUACAGAGCCUCCAGCUCCAAGCCAACACGUAGCUAAUUGGAAAAUAAUUUAUCGACAAGCUGCGAAAGCCUUUGAGUAAAGCAGGAGGCAAUUUUACAGCUCAGCUUGGUAUAGCUGUAAGAAAUGAAUCAGUUGAACAAGACCAAGCACAUUCAGGCACUGGAAUUUGUGCCCUUGAGACUGCUGUUCCCAGCUCCAGCACAGAACACACCUCAGAGAAACAUCCUUCCAGCAGCUCAUGGCUCGCCUCACCCUCACACCGUCAGCUCUCCGCCAGCUCUUACAUAAAGUCUCUUGCUACAUCACUGCCACGGGCUGUUGUAAACCAUUUUUCUCCCCUUUAAUUCAAGUUCCUAGACAAGCAAAAAUGUAGAUUAUUGCCAGUAGUCUGGGGAACGGGGUUUUCUGUUAUGGGUGAUUAAUGAAACAUCAUUGUUUUGCACUUAGGGGGAAAUCAUAGUUUCACGCCAGUGAGGUCAGGGCCUUUAGAUGCUAUGUGCUCUGCAAAGGUGUACAGAACGAUAGAUCAUUUGCUGUGAUGGCUGAGUCAAAGCCCCACCAGGGCAGAAGGGAACACAGCAGAAAUAGGACCAUGGUGGUAAAAGCUGAAGCAAAUUAUGUUGCAAGUUGCAAUUAUGGUAUACCAAAACCCCUUCUCUGUCUGCUCCAAGACAGGGGCCUCAAAACUGAGAUGCUGGAACACUGGCUCUAGAUACCUCCCCACUAAUCCUCCUAUCCGCUAUGUCCCUAACUGCUCCUGGAUUAAUACUACUUUGGCUGUGCUGUGUUGGGAAGAUUGAAGCUGCAGACCUGGGACAAAAAGAGCUCAGUGCUGGUGCUCAGUGAGGAGUUGGAAUUCUUCAGCCCCGUUUAGGAAAUAAAUUUGUCACAACCUGGACUCCCCAGCAUUAACUUCUUAGGUUGACCUCGGACACAAGGAGCCAACUGCAGGUAUUUUUAUAGGUGUGCAUAUUAUAAAGCACAUCACCAGCACCAAGUCCCAGGAUGUGCUGCAUUGUUUGUGACACAGUGAGGCUCCCAAAGGAAUGACAUCAGUUUGAAAGCAAUGCUUUUAAAAGGAGCAAUGCUUCUGUGAACAGUUUGUUGCUAAAAGAGUUAAGGACGUAAAGUAUGGGAGACAGCAAGCUCUGCACAGACAGUAUGUUAAGCCCAUGCAGAGGUUGGUUUUAAAUGCUUUCCUCCAGACCCAUCAAACAGAAUUUAUCACAAUCCUUCAGUUUUUGGAAACUUGCUGUAAAAUGAUUUUUCAAAGCAUAUUUUCGGGGGUUUUCCUUUACCAAAGUAGGUGUGUAACAGACUGAUUUGACAGGCAAAUGAGUAGGAAUCCAGUACAAGUUUGCCUACAGCAAACACUGAGCAGUAUCCUGUAGUGAUCCCACAGAAAGACUGUUUUGCAGGAUGGGGAGAAGCAGGUGGAAUCCAAUAAAACAGUGCAAUAAUUACUGGAAAAAAAAAGGAAGGAGGUCAAAGUCUGAGGCUUUUGAUUUCUUUUUGCACUGGCAUUUGUCAAGGUGAGCAAAAUCCCUUGGCGAGGAGCUACCUGAGUUUUAACACAUCUGAGUCUAUAAAAAGGUUAAUGUUUAAAAGGGUUUAUGUAUCCCUGAUAACAGUGCAUGGCUGAUAGGCAUCUCGUGGUUGUAAAUUUGUUGCAGAGACUUGCAAGGCAUACAAGCCCUCGGUGUUCACUCGUGGUUUAUUAUGUUAUCAGAACUCAUUGACUGAGUUAUGACUUUAUAAUAGCUCUUUUUCUGCAUUAUCCACCUGUUACCAUAGCAUUAUUACCCCACGUCCCAUUAGAAGAUUGUAUCCAGAUUGAUUCCAGAUGAACACACAGAAGUUAGAUGAGUGAGGCUGUUUAACGUACAGGGUCCUUUCCUAAGAAGAACCGAUUAUUUCCCUGAGCUAUGCCCACAAAUCCUGCCUUCCUGAAGGUGGUAUCGGUUCUGGCUUGUGCUGGUAGAAAGACAAAGACACUUGUGGGCAGAGAACAGAAUUUACCACCCAGCCCUGCAAGCCAACAAAUUGGUUGGCACUGCUUAGGAGUGCAUAGCGGAAGCCAAGGUUUGUGAGGAAGAGAUGGAGGUGAGGAAAUGGCAUUAGUGGUACUUUAAAACUGCUGUGAUCAUCUCCCAUGGAGACCUCAUUCAUCCUGUCCAGGCGGGGCUCCAGCAGGCUGCAAGUCCAUCAGCUCAGUGCUUGAGAAAGGAUUUCAUGCUCUCUUAUCACCAGGUACAACUGGUGUUUGUAGCAGUUGGAAAGCCCCUGAGAAGACUCUCCUCUCUAUAGCAAUAGCCACCUCUGCUCCAGUCGAAGAGGACACAGACAGAGAUCAUCUCACAUCCUGAGAAGGACACAACUAUCUGUUGUCCCCCCACCUUCCCUUGCACUUCCUAAACCUCUUCUGCAGGAUAAAUCCCCUUGUGAAAAAUCUCCCCUCCACCCCGAUAACCAGCUAUGGAGAACAGGCAGACAUGCAGGCACCUUUUUUCAUGUCAAUCUAAUUGGAGUUUAUUGAUUCCUCUUGCCUCCAGCUAAUGUACUUUUAUUAUUAUUAAUAAAUAAUCAUCAUUUUUCCAUCAGUGGAGCCCGUGCCCGGGAGCCUUGGAGGAUUCUAGCAAAAAGUAUUAUUAAAAUAAGGAUUUCUAAAGGAUGGAACAGCAGCACAGCCCCAUAAUUGGACAGAAUAUGCAAGUGGGGAGCAAAAUAUCCCCACCUGAGAAUAUGCGACGGAGCAUCACAUUGAUUUCUUCCCCUUAGGCCACUAAUUACAGCUGUGGCCUCCUGCUGAUGAUCCUUUCUGCAUUGCCGACAUCCCCCAAGGACACAAAGGGUGCGGGUGGCUCUCGGUGAGCUGUCACCCCCCCAGGCACGCUGGCUCCUGCAGGACUGUGCCCUGGCAUGGUGGAUGACUCAGACUCAGUGCUCAGGGCUUUGUGCUCCUCCUGGUUGGCAGCCGCUCUGCAGCUGCUCCAAGCAGCCUCUCUCCUCUGCCCAACCUGCUGCCCAGCCCUGCUUCACUCCCACCCUAGGUCUCUUUCCCACCCUAGGCAGAAGUCUGCAGGUCUUUCCUGGAGGACUGCACAUACCUGCUCUUGAAAAGGCAGGAACCACCACACCACCAUAAUAGACAGAGCACGCUGCCACUGACCAGUAGGCUGCAGAAUAGGGACUGAAGUGAUUUCAGGGGCCUGUUGUGAUGGUCAACAGAGGACUUGCAGGACAGUAACAGUGUCUGCCAUGAAAACACUGGGUUGCCCAAUGAAGUGAUUUUGCUGGCAUGCUGGAAAAGCAAAGCUUUACCUGUGGGGGGACCAAUGCGUUUCUGCAAGCCUGAAGUCAGCAUAUCGUGUCAGCUCUAUCCCAUCUACUUGGUUGGCUUUAUGUUCUCCAGGGACUUCCUUGCCAUCUGUCCUCUUGCCAUUACUGAGAGCUUUCCUUCCCAUGUUCUUCUUCUCCCAUUGACUGUCCAGUGCUCCAGCCAAGCCCAUGCACCAAGACAGCCAUGGGAGAACCCAGCACAGCCCUUCCUUCUGCACCAGAAAUCACAUGGACCACAGCAUGCACAUAACACUGGAAAACAAACACCUUUGCGUUGUUCUUGUAGAUGAAAUAGGAGCUCCAGAUUAAGUUAAUCCAAUUUUCUCAAAAAAAUAAGUUGCCUUUUUGGCAGGUAAAAAUGUACAUGUGGUCCAAAUGGAAGUAAACAAGACCUGAGAGCCUUUUUCUCUAUGCAAAGCCACAUCCCCACGAGGUGUGCUCAGGUGAUGCCAGAAGGGCUAUAAAGGAAGCCCCAGGAUGCUCAUGCCCACACUCUGGUUUCUGAUCCAGCCAUGGCCAUAACAAGCUUGCUGCAGUGUGUGGCCAACAGCUCUCUGCUCUAUCUGGCAGCAGGGCUGGCCGUUCUCCUUUACUUCACCACCAGCUGGAAGAAGAGAGUUCACAAUUUGCCUCCUGGGCCGCAGCCUCUUCCUCUGAUCGGAAACUUGAAUGUGGUGGACCUGAAAAAGCCAUUCCAGUCGCUGACAGAGCUCUCCAAGCUAUAUGGGAACGUCUUCACCGUGCAUUUUGGACCCAGGAAAGUUGUGGUGCUGGCUGGAUAUGAAACCAUCAAGGAUGCCCUUCUAAAUCAUGCUGACGAAUUUGGAGAGAGGGCAGAAAUACCCAUAUUCAGGAAAAUGACACAAGGAAACGGCAUAGCAUUCAGCCAUGGAGAGUUAUGGAAAACUAUGAGAAGAUUUACCUUGUCCACACUGCGAGAUUUCGGAAUGGGAAGGAGAACAAUUGAGGUCCGAAUCCUUGAGGAACUAAAUUCUCUAAUUAAAUAUUUUGAAUCUUUUCAAGGGAAACCAUUUGACACGAAGAUGAUCCUCAACAAUGCUGUAUCCAACAUUAUCUGCUCUAUACUGUUUGGAGAGAGGUUUGAAUACGAUGAUCCAGCGUUUCUCACUUUGCUGAAGCUGUUAAGUGAGAAUACCAAGCUGCUGGGCUCUCCGAUGGUGCUGUUAUAUAAUUUCUACCCAUCCCUUGGAUUUCUCUUUGGAGCUUCCAAGACCGUGCUACAAAACAUCAGUGAGCUGAGUGCCUUCCUCCAGAAACUUUUCAAAGAGCACCAAGAAGAAUUUAAUGAGAAUAACCUGACAGGCUUCGUUGAUGCCUUCAUGAUGAAGCAACAACAGGAGUCAGGGAAACCCCACAGUAUGUUCCACGAUGAAAGCCUGCUGUUUUCAACGCUGGAUCUCUUUGCUGCUGGGUCUGAGACUACUUCUACAACUAUGCGCUGGGGUCUCCUCCUGAUGAUGAAAUACCCAGAAAUUCAGAGAAAAAUUCAAGAAGAAAUGAACCAGGUCAUUGAACCAGGGGAGAUGCCGAAGCUGGAGGACAGGAAAAAGAUGCCCUACACAGACGCUGUGAUACACGAAAUACAAAGGUUUGCCAAUAUUGUCCCAAUGGGUGUGUCACGAUCAACACCGACCGAUGUGAACUUCCAAGGUUAUGUGAUACCUAAGGGUACAGAGAUUAUACCGCUGCUGACCUCUGCUCUGAAUGACGAGCUGCACUGGAAAACCCCGCAUCAGUUCAACCCUUCCCACUUCCUGGAUGCUGAUGGGAACUUUGUUAGGAGAGAGGCAUUUAUUCCAUUCUCCAUAGGACGAAGGGCCUGUGUUGGAGAAGGUCUGGCCAAAAUGGAGCUGUUCCUCUUCUUCGCAGGCUUGCUCCGCAAAUUUGUUUUCCAGCCCCCUCCAGGGGUGAACAAAGCAGACCUAGAUCUCACUGCUGACGUCGGCUUCACCCUGACCCCCAUGCCUCACCUGGUCUGUGCUGUGCCCUGCAAAUGAUCAUACGACAUGGAGGUAGUGUAGUGGGCAAUUCAAGCUUGAUUGCAAGUCUAGCUAAAGGGGGGAAGCUGUCUGUCUGAGCACUAGGAAAAGGGCACUGGGUUCUGCUGUUUGUCUCUUGUUCACAUGAUCCUUUCCAAGUACCAAGCUCUUGUACCCUCUGCACAAUGCAAACCCUUCAGACACCUCUGAGCAGUGCUCCCAGACAUGACCCACUCACUGAACACCAGAGAUGCAGUUUGCAGGGCUGUUUCAAAGAAUGACAUAGUUUUGAGCCUCCUCUAUGGACAUAAUGCACCAGGGGCUCGCGGCUGAGAGCCUCCGUGGGGAAUUUCUCAGCCUGAAUCCCAGCUGUAUAGCAGAGCUGGUUAUUCAUGGCCCAAUUGGAGACAGCAGAUCCUUAGAGGGUCUAGAAGUCUCCCUGAGAUGGUUGUUGAGCUGAGCCUUGGGCUGAGCUGCCAUUGCGAAGCACAGCCUUAUCUUUAUCACAGCGUCGCAGACACUCGGGUGUGACAUGGGCUGAUGCCAAGAGCCAGGCAUGGGCCAGCUAUCAGGAAACUGCUAAGUGCUUUGGAAAGUGGGCUCGUUCCACAUUGCACUGGAUUGCACUUUUAUACUGAAGAGCCUAUUUAUGAGGGGGCCAGUCUAGCAGCUUUCACACUAAGGCAGGUUUUUCUCCCACUCCCUUGCCUCUCUGGGACAGCAGUGGUGGGGGGACGUGGAGGGGCAAAAAGAUGGGGAUAUGGCUCUGACACACAUCCAGACACGCUCUGGGCCAGCUUUGUCCCUACACUGACAGAAAAUAAGCAGCCACAGAAAGUGAGUGGUUUCUGAACCUGCACACGUGAUGCUGCACACAAGCCUGAGGCAAUGCUGCAGUCACCUGCAUGGGAACCAAUGUUACUAAUCCAGAGCUGAAAAUGCUCUCACUGCCAGCAAAGACCUGAAGUGCUGACAGAGUUCAUAGGAUUUUUCUCAUAGCCAUUAAAAACUGUAAAACUGGAAAGAGAGCUGUGUUAGGGCUUCCUACCCAGCCUGUUAAUGUGCCAUGAGCUUGGUGCAUGGGGUCUGUGCAGAGAGCUGGUGUCAGCACAGCGGGAAGCCUUCCUAGGGCGGCUGCUUGGUUAGAACAGUUAAUGAUUAUCUUCUGGAGCAGCCAUUAUAUGUAGGAACUAGGAGCUGUGCUGCAGAGGGAAGGUGUGAAACCUGAAUGAUGGUGUGGGUAAGAGAGGAGGCUUUGUCUGUUAACACAGGCAGGAAACCAGAUGGGUUAGAGAGUGGUGAGUCACUGAAGAUGCUCUAUGUUGCUUUGGAGUGAGAAAGGCAAGUCAGGAUGGAAAGAAAAAAGGGAGAAACUGACAGUUAUAGAGAUUGAGGGGAUGGCUGGGGCAAGGCUGGCACAAAAUGUUACUGUCAUCCAAACCUGGUCUGUGCUGCAAGUGGACGGAAAGAAAGGAGCAAGAGAAUAUGAAGAGAUGACAAAGUAGUCCCUCUUUCUUCAGCCAAGGCUCUGACUCUUCACAGCUUUAGUUCACAAGUAAGGGCAGCACUCUGACAGCUGCACUGUGCUUUGUCCCAGUAUUGCACUCGUAUGUUCCCUGUGCUUGUACUGGGGCUGCACUUUCACUUGUGCUGUGCCUUGGGGCCAGCUCCAGCUUCCGAUCCAGCUCAAGGAAUCUGCUGAACAAGCUGUGUAACAAGAAUGCCUUUGCUGCUCCGCUUGCUUACAUUCAUUUUGCUGCUGCUUUGUUUGCAGUCUAACUACUGCAAGCUUGACCUUAGCUUCUACUUAACAAAUAAAUAUUUUGCUCUGUUGCUGUUGAUCUAUCUGGUGCUGCAGGAUAAAGCAGAUUUGGGGUCAAACUGAUAAAGCUGGGCUGCACCUCCUUUUGUACGCCCACACGGAGUGCAGGGAUCCCUGGGCAACACGCAGCCAGAACAUGUUUAACAAUGCGAAGUGUGAGCAAUGCCCAGAGCCACAAACAGCUCCAAGGAAACCAGGCUGUUUCUAGAAGGUCACAACCAAAAAGGCUUCUUCAGUGCUUUGAUAACCGUCCCUGCAGAAGUAUCCCUUUUCCUAAGCACUGCGCAGUCCACAACUUGAUGCCAUUUAUAAGAAGGGAAGAGUCUUCAGAGCUGAUUAUCUGGUGAAUUGGAAUCCUCACACACCUACAAGAUGCUGAAGAUGCCAUGCCAGGCUUUUUCUUGCAUUGGUCCCAAGGAGGCAGACAAGCAUCUGAGAUGGCUUUGGGUUCUGGCUAUCAUUUUCCUAAAAGGAUUUACUGACUUGUGGAGAAUUUGGGAUAGGAGGAAAGGAAAACGGUGAUGGAGAAGGAAAACCCUUCACACAGACAAUGGUGUGGAAGAUGUGUCUGUUUGCUUUAAGGAGGAAAUGGAGAAGGGAGGAAGGAAGGGCAGGGCCAUGCAGUGUCCCAGAGAAGGCCAGAGUCAUCUGCUGCCAUCAACCUUUCCUCAUUGCAGAGGGAAAAUGGAAAAUUAAAGUGAAUGGCAACACAUUUAAGCUAAUAAAGGAAAGAGAUUAUUUCUGCCCAUUAAGAACUCGAACACCAGGGAAUGGAUACAGCUCCGUGUUCUUCAAGGUAAAAGCCAAGUCGGGAAGAAACACGAAUGCAUUGCCUUGCAGUGCUCACCUGGAGCCCGCAGAGCUCCGCUGCCCAGCAGGGCUGUGUGCUGGGUGCCGGGCAGGGCAGCACGUAGCAGCGUGGCUCCGCAGCAAAACACGUACCAGACGGGUUAUUGAGACAGGAAUUUCUUGUCAUCACAACAGCUUGACUUACCUUUGUCAUCUUAAUGCAUUGCACUCAGAGGUUGGUAGGCUUAAAGAAACCCAACGCGCUCUCCCCCUCCCGGCCUUUCAGACAUAAUUUAAAUCUCUUUCUGAAAGGUUUUUUUAUGAUUUUGGCGGCUCCCAGGGCAGGGAUGACAUACCAGGAGCAUGGCGGUGGCACGUAGCUCUAAGGUCAGACCGAGCCCUGCAGGAGCACACACAGAGCACAAUGCCGUGCCCCCACCCUGUACCCUGUGCCACCCCGGCCCCACUUGCCUGCUUUGCACCCCUACCUGUGUGCUGUGUGCUGGCUGCAGCAGGGCUGAGUCACACCAGGCAUUGCUCUAGAGAAAACCGUCGCCUCCAGCCCAUUUCUUGGAAACUAAUAAAAAAAUCCCAGAAAUGUUGCAACACAUUCGCUGCUUCUGCCACAACCGCCACAUCUCUGCAGCAUGUGUGCACCAGAGCUGCUCCGCGACCAUGCAAUGCA
This is a messenger RNA of Coturnix japonica (Japanese quail), 9985 nucleotides long. RefSeq names its product cytochrome P450 2K1-like. NCBI's taxonomy places the organism in Eukaryota, Metazoa, Chordata, Aves, Galliformes, Phasianidae. Gene Ontology annotation, biological process: xenobiotic metabolic process. The record is from RefSeq and is a predicted model, not a curated record. Gene Ontology annotation, molecular function: heme binding; oxidoreductase activity, acting on paired donors, with incorporation or reduction of molecular oxygen, reduced flavin or flavoprotein as one donor, and incorporation of one atom of oxygen; iron ion binding. Gene Ontology annotation, cellular component: cytoplasm; intracellular membrane-bounded organelle.